GUUAUUUCAAUUUGUCAAUUGACCGAAAAGAGAAUGUCAGAAUUGAUUGUUCUUCCGUAAUAUUUGAAAGUUUUCAUGAAUUAAACAUCAUUUGUUGUGUUUGAAUAAAAAAACAACUAUUAUUUAUAAAUAAAAAUGAAAUUUAGUCUUAAUAAUGGAUAACGUUGAAAGCAAAGAAUCUGAUGAAAGCGAAACAAACAUUGCAAAGAACAAGUCAAAAUUUCGCGGAAAAAAACGAAAGAGACUCGAUAGUGAUACGAGCACUGACGGUGAUGAUGUAUUACCAGAAAACACUCUUGAAUUUGAGAGCAAUGUCCACGCUUCAGCAAUUAAAAAUAAUUUAGAUGAUGAGAGUGUAAGGAAAAUUUUAAAGAAAGUAGUGACUAAUGACCAUGUACUGGCCCUUGUUAAGCUGCGAGAAGAAGAAGAAGAUUCGGGGACGGAAGAAAGUCUCCGACCCAAGAUUACUAGAUCGAAAGCUAAGGAAUUGAUGAAGGUGUCCCGAAGUAAAGCGCCAUGGAACUUGGAAUUGACACCAAUCAAUCAUAUACCGGUGAAAACGAGACCGGAAGUGAAGGCAUUGAUAGCACAGGAACUCCCCGAAGAUGAAGACGAUGAGGAAUAUGAGCCCACCCCAGAUGACGUCAUGAGCGAUGACGAUCAUAUAUCUUUCAGUGACUUGGACUCACAGCCGCGAACACCGGCGACGCCUCUAAGUCAAACCAAAGCUAGUCCUAAAAUAGUUCAAGAUGGACCAUUUAAAGUACCUCAGGAUUUAUCCAAAGAUGUUUGCAGGAAGCUUGAUUUGAAUCAAGAAGAGGAGGCGACCAUAGCUCUAAGGACUCGGUCGAAACUGAGUCUAUCAUCAACAUCAAUAGAACACAUAGAGAGCUCUUUCAUUCCCCCGGACUACCUCCCCGUGCCGGAUGUAGACGAUCUGUGGAACGAGUUCUUGACGGAAUGUCUGAACCCAGCUCCGAAUGCGAGGAACGAGGACGACGAUGAAACUGAUCCGGAAUAUAGUGUCGCUGCUGACCCUGACGCAAAUGAGGAAGACGAAGAAGCUUUGGAAAAUAGCAUAAUAAAAAUAUCUAAGAAAGAACUUAACGAUUUGGUGACUGAAUUAUUUCAUGUAAUGCCGCCGGAAAUUGAUGUGCAACUUGACAAUAUACAGGGUGUUUUAGGUGAAGGGAAUGGUGCUGAGGUAACAACCGUUUGGGAAGGAAAACAAGAGCAACUUUCAGAUGAAGAAUCAAAAGUACAGAGCGUUGCGGCAAAGAUAACGUGCGAGAGGCGAGAUAGCAAGACGAGGUUCUCUAUAGGCAAGACAGAGCCAGACGACAUCGAUGACCACGACCGAACACUCGUGAUAGACACAAGUAUACAUGUAAAAGAAGUUCCUGAGACUUUGGUCAAUGAAAAUCUGUCAGCUACACCCGUGACUGAAGCUCUGUCCGUGCCUGAGGUGAGCGCAGGCGCUCCCGAGCCGUCCGUGAGCGUUCAGCAGCGCGCCUCGCCGCCCCCCGCGCCGCCCGCACCCCGCGCGGCCCCCGCGCCGUCGGCCCCACUCGCCGCCCCCUCUCCGGCCGCUGCCCCCGCGCGCCCCGCUCCCCCCGCGCCGCUGCGCGCGUUGCUGCACGCGCCCGCGCUCACACUCACCAUACAAGUGGACGACGCCUGCAAGAUGUACCCACAGCAGUUGCAGCUGUUGCAGCAGCAGCUUCGCCAGCAUAUACAGCUGGCCGCUUCGAACUUCCUACAGUUGUUUGUCCAUCCUAUGCAUUGGUCGUAUGCGCCUAAGUACAAGGAAUACCUGGUGACACUCAACGAAAUGACCUUAACAAAUCCGAAAUCUGUAGUCGAUGUUUGCAAUCUGAAACCGGCGAUAGAUCUCGUGGAGAGUUGGGAAUGCUCUUUAUCUGAUAACACGCCGGACACUGUCGCAAUGGUUGAGUUUAUCCAAAAAGAAAUGGAAAAGUGUCGCCGCCGCACCACUCAGAACAGCGUCUAUGUCGCGGAAUUCCCGGAGUUAUUUAAGAAGGUAGUGGCUAACAGUUCGGUGUUUUUAUACCCCUAUUUGUUGCCACCGGUGCCAUACAGAGCUGACUUUAAACAUAAGAGGUUCAAUUAUCUACGUUCUGAAGACGAACUAAUAGUGCUCGGGCUGGAGCAGUUCUGGCAAUACGUGGAGGCCAACCCGCAGCUGUUCAAGCGGCCGGCGCGCCCGCACCCGCGGCGGCGCUGGGGCCUCACCACGGCCGCGCGCCUCGUGUGUCGCCACACGCUGCCCGCGCUCACGCUGCGCGCGCUGCUCGCGCACCUCAAGACGGCGCAGCGGGCCGGCGCGCGCGACAGCCCCAUCGUCAACUAUUUCAAAAACCAUACCAUCGAACCUGUGAAACACAAACUGCUACCGUAUAAUCCGAAUAUAACGCUGUAUGAACAACCGGAAUUCGAAAUGCCCCGCCUGUGGAUCAGAUAUCUGGCAAAAAGCAGUAAGAGGUUUAAAGAUCAUCUCCACCGACGCACGACUCAACCGCCAGCCGGCGUUGAAAUAGAAAUGGGGAAAAAUAUCGAAUCUCCGCAAAGAAAUCCUCUACCUAUUGAUUUUACGAAACCGAUAUACUGCGAUAGAAUCAACAUGCUCCCGCCGAAGUCAAAACCGGCACUGGUUGACAAAAUUGAUGUGCACAUACAGAAACCGAAUGAAAACGUCACGAAAAAUACAACGAUUCUUGUUGCAUCAAAUCUUUAUACAAUCGUCAAUACGAGUACAGGAACUCAAUUAGUUCCUCUACAAGUAACGAAUACAGUUGACAGUGCGUCCACGCCGAUAUGUUCGCCCGCUGUCAUAGACACGAACGCAAGUAAAGACGAUAUCGACGCAGAAUUGGAAAAUAAAGAGAAAACCAGUAAUAGUAUUAAUAAUAUGGAAGUAACGAAUUCAAAUUUGGAAGCCAGUGCGGGGACUAAAUCGAAUGAAACCGAAGCUACUGGCCAUUGCAUAUGUUGUAUUUUAUUUAAAAAAAUACGUAGAAAACGACAGUCGUUCAUUACUGAUUAUUUUUAUAGUAACAAGAAAAGACAAGAUGAUCUAUGUGGUUGUAGGCAGAAGAAAUAUCCAAAGAUUACAAAUAAGUUGAGAUUAUUAGUAAAUAAUUACAAAACACUUUCGAAAACUGUAUACAAUGAAAUUGUAACGAAAAUGGAGAAAUGCAAAAUGGCCGAAGCGUGCUCGAAGGAUUCGAGUACUAAUGAUUUAGUUGCGGCCCUUUUGUUCCAAAUUAAACUAGUUGAGAGGACGAAUAUGGCACGAAAUAACAUUAUGAAGAAAACUUUACACACAGCGUUUGCGAGGUUCGAUGUUGAAAAUGAUGAUCCAAUAAAAUUAUCAGAACGAUUGUUCGAAAUAUUUGACGUAGAGUUGGCUGAUAUGUAUAAGGAAUUCCUCGGGUUCCUCACAGCGGAACAGGCGGAUAAAAUCGAUCAAUUCAAAGAUUAUUUCGUGCGAAACUGUAUUCAAGAAUUGAUUGUUAAAAUAGAGGAACUAGUAUUGGAUAACGAAAAACGACGGUUAAUAUUGGAGAAUUUAAAAGAGAUAAUCUUAGACAACACGUCACAGCCGUGUGAGCUUUGUUGUAAACUCCUUAACUGUACUCGAGAUUAUCCCACGCUAGCGCAAUAUAUUUACUCGUUAUUCCCUCAUCGGUGGAAAGAAAAAUUAGACACUAGAAGUGAUACAGAAAUAAAUGAAAGAGAAGAAGAUCAUGAAGGUAUGCUUACAAUAUGUGAAGAAACAAACGCUGCAGCGGAUUAUGAAGCUGAUAACUCAUCGAGCGAUGAAGAAGUCUCUCAUUUAAGAGAAAUAUCCAGCAGUGAACCCCAGCUGGUACAUAUUCGGAAGCCGGAUAAAAUUGUUACUACAAUUAAAUAUGAAAAACCCGAAGCUUCCGAAAUGUCAGUAGAUGAAAUGGAACAUAGAAAGAGCGAAUCUUCCGAUAAUAUGUCGAUGCUCAUAAUGUCUGAGGAUGAGUGUAUCAAAACAGAAAUUCCAGAAUGGAAAAGAGACGAAGAUAAACUUAUCCUAGAAGUACUCAAACAAUGUAUUAGUCCUAAUGAAAUUAAAGACAAAACAAUAAUUGAAAUAAUUGAAGAUAAAAAUGUUGUAAAUAUGAUAUCAGACAGCCUCUGCCAUAAAUCUUAUGAAGAUGUGAAAGGGAGAAUAUUGUAUUUGUUAGAAAUUCUUGUGAAUGAUAAGGAUAAAUAA
Messenger RNA from Vanessa atalanta (red admiral), 4267 nucleotides. RefSeq lists its product as uncharacterized. Gene Ontology annotation, cellular component: nucleus. Bases 155 to 4267 code for a protein of 1370 amino acids. The transcript has 21 exons. Gene Ontology annotation, molecular function: transcription coregulator activity. Gene Ontology annotation, biological process: regulation of DNA-templated transcription. Lineage: Eukaryota; Metazoa; Arthropoda; Insecta; Lepidoptera; Nymphalidae. The record is from RefSeq and is a predicted model, not a curated record.